AAUAAUAAUAAUAAUAAUAAUAAUAAUAAUUCCAUUGCGCGAGCAUAGCAGGCCUGUUGGGGGGUGGGGUGAACAGCUGAGCCGCCUUGCUGGAGAACCUCGCAAAAUACUGCGAUCACUGCAAGGGUUGCUAUUUACAUACCUCCCGAUUCCACACUUGCUCUCUUUGCGCUUCUUCCCCUGCUCGCUCUUUGCAGCCAGCUGACUGCAAACAUCGCCAGCCGGAGGAGGAGGAGGAGGAGGCGUGGCGAAGAUCUGGCCUGCCAGCCAAUCCGGGCCGCUCGUUCUCCCUCGACGUCACCUUCCCUCGAACCUGCAGCAGCAACAAUAACAAUAACAGACGAGAUCUCUCCCUGGGGUCGAUCAGCUGGGCGUGCGCGGCUGGCUCCCGAAACAGGCAGCAGCUGCUACUGUCAGCGGCGUCAGCGGGAAGAGAGCAGCCGAGAGAGAGACUCCAAAAUAGACGCGCUUCUUUCCCAGGAGCCAUGUCGUCGAGCGAGGGGCUGGGGGUGCAAGAGGAGAACUUGCAGGGUAAGGGAUCGGCCUUCUUGUCAUGAAAUCAGUAUGGUCCUUAAGGUCCCUCUUUACCAUUGGGCCUCUACUGGGAGAAGUCUUGCUGGGGUGGGGGGUGGGAGGCAGGGAGAUAGGCUCUUCUUCUUGGCUGAUCAGAGGCAGAGAUAUUGGGCAUUCCUGAUCGCCUGGUUUCUGAACCCCAGAGAUUUCUCCAAGUCACUCUUUCUUUGUUUUCCUUUUCUCCCCUUCCCCCUAACGGUGGUUGCGAUUCUGAAAUUCGUGGGGAAAUGGCACUGGUAGGAGAAGCAGACGGAUAGGAUGGCGAAAUGCCAGGGUGAAAGCUUGCCCCCGUUUCCUGGCCAAGGCCCUCUCGGUUUGGUGGGGCUGUCGAUAACUUGACUUCUCUCUAAGAUUUGGAAAUGUGCUGCUGCUGCUGCUGCUGCUCCUUCGCCUCGCACCGACCGUGUAAUGCUCCUGGCCAGCUGAAGUGCCAACCAGGAGGGCAAGUAUUGUUCAGACACAGGGCUGUGUAGCUCAAGGCCUUCGAAGUACAGAACGGGCAGAUCCAGGGCACUUUUUUUUUAUUGUUGCGAGAGUCAUCCCUGCUCUCUCCCAUCCGUUCUCAUGACACCUUUGCCUGCAUGACUCAUAGGCCCUUUACUCAGAACUUUGUGCAACGUUUGUGGCUGUAAAUAAUUGGCCUUCGGAAAUUAUUGACAUACGGUGCUUGUUCAAGGAGCUGCAGUCCUGGGUUUUAUUACCAACAUACAAUGAGAAACCUGAAGGUAGAUUGUAACAUGAAAGGGAAUUUCCCUGUUGACUUCAGUGGGAUGUAGAUCGUACCAGUAAUUGGAUCAUUAAGUAAUAAUAACAGUACCAGGGUGUAUUGCUAAAUAUGAAGUCUGUUGCAAAGCGGAUGUGCUGGUAUUGAUUUAUAUUAUUCUUAUUGUUGCACUGUUUAGGGAAGCUUUUAAUAUUUGAUGAAUUAUUGUAUUUUAAUCUUUUGUUGGAAGCCGCCCAGAGUGACUGGGGAAACCCAGCCAGAUGGGUGGGGUAUAAAUAAUAAAUUUAUUAUUAUCAUUAUUAUAUAGUCAACUUUCUACCAAGCCUGAAAUGAUUUUCGCUACACAUCACCUGAUUCUUGCGAAGCAUGUGAUUUCAUGUAUGUGCAAUUAACAUGCGGAGUUAAAUGUGCUGUGGACUGUGCUAUACAAAAUGUUUAUGAGCUCCCUAGAUGUAGCGCUGCAAAAAUAAUUAUGUAGGAAGCAAAAAUCUUCCAGUCUGUACCGUUGUGAUCUUAAUACAUUCAUUUAGGUCUGCCCCACCUACACUGUAGUGACUAGAGCUGAUGCAUAUGCCCCAUGCUCCUUAAAAAAAAAAAAAAAAAAGCUUAAGGGAAGUGAAAUCAAACUAGCAGCUGUAAAUAUAACACUUGCACAGUAUGUGAAACAUCCUAUUGCACCAUCAGCCAUACUUUUAGAUUUCUUUUUAAAUUUUAUUUGCUUGCCUGGUAUUUUGAAUGUGUAGGGUACACUGGCAGAAUUCUUGCUGGGUUGUAGUUGUAUUUUUCUGAAAUACAAAACAAGGAGAAAAUAAGUUGUAGUUUGUAGUCUUUUCUAAACUCUACUUCAGCUUAUUUCCCACGAUCUGUGGAAGAACUUCUCCUGCAAGUUCCAGAUUUUCAGAAGCCUGCUCUAUAGUUACUCAUAGGAGACUUUUAGUGUGGCUGCCCUCUUCUGUGAAAUAGCAUUCCUGUUGCUCCAUGGCAGGCACCAACUAUCUGCACUUUCCAAGCUAAAGAAAUGAGUCUUUGCUUUCUCUGUUUUGUAUGGUGUCAGUUUUGUUUUAAAUGUGUUUACUGUUUGUUUGUUUGUUUGUUUGUUUGUUUGUGUGUGUUUAAUUUCUUUAAAUUGUUUUUAUUGUACAUCACCUUGGGGCUGUUGCGUAGAAGGCAAUUAAUACAUUAAUGACAACGAUAUCAAAUCUGACUGCCACCUUGUGCUUCUGUUAGCUGGCUUCUCUUCCCCUCUUUCUGCGGCAGAAAUUCAACUGGUGCAGCUCCCCUCACAGAAUGGGAUUCUGUUGCUUGGGAAAGCUUCAAGACCUAGCAGGCAGAAGCACAGGCUGGCAGCUGUCUGUUUAUGCCAUGUGACUGAAAACUGUUGGUGCCUUUUAUAACUUUUGUUUUGAAAGAGGGUAUUUCACAAUUCCCAGGGACUGUUUAUUUUUCAAAGUGACCCAGAAGGACUUGUUUGCUCAGGAGAUAUUAUGUAGUAGGUGGUAUAAUAUAUAAUCUGUAGGCUAUUUAUAGCUUCAAUCUGGCAACAGGGAUGCCUGCGGUUGUUUGACAUGUUGCUUGUGCUGGUCCCCCCCUCCCCUUUUUUUUACUUCCUUCCUUCUCCUGCUACUAAGCAUCCUGGGGAUUUUAGUCCCCAGAAGCAGGCCACAGACAAGGACAAUGAACUGAUUUGUAAGAUGCUGCACCUAAAAUCGAUUCUUUUGAUUUUGCAUAAUAAAAGACUUACUGAAUCUGAACGGAAAGAUUCAAAAUGCUGUAUAAUCAGUCUCAGCCCCCAUAUCCACAUUUAAUUUUAAAAACCAGCAUUUAUGGUAGGGAUUGGAGACAUGCAGUAUUCGGAUGCUGUUUCUUCCACAGGGAAAAAGUGGCAAUUUCUCACAUACUGUUCUUAAGCUAUGGACACCCGUAUUUCAUUUGUGGUGCAAAGAAGUAGUUUUGCUCAAUAAAGAACCACAAAUACUUGUCUUGAACAGGCUGCUUUCCAUCUAGAUUGUUUCUGCAUCCUGCCCUCCACAAGAGUGGGUGUGUGUUAUGUACUGAGUUGAAUAGGAUCCAAAAUGCAGCAGUCUGAUUGGUCCUAGAACAAUAGGAUUCAGAAUGCAGCAGUCUGAGUGGUCCUAGAACAAUGCAGCACUAUGAUUGGUUGGCAGGAACCACCCAAUCAUGCUCCAGAUAGAAGUGAAUCCACAACCUGAUUGGCUUACAGUAGAAUUCCGGAAUUAGCCAAUCAUGUGCAGCCCAUUGUGUAAAUAAUGUAUAUAAAGCAGAUACUUUGAGGGGACUUUUAUUCAUUCCUCCUCACCACUAUGAGCUGAAUAAAGAGCAUGAAAUCACUUUGCGACUCUGAGUAUAUUUCAGUGUGGUUACGUCCUAUAGACUUGAAAACCCUCCCCUUGGUUAGAUUAGCUAUGCCUUUUCUGCCCUGCAUAUGCCUCAGGUGAAGAAGGAAGUGGCGAUUGUGGUCUUCGUAUAUGCUGGCCCACAACGUCCUUGGGCAGCUGCCUUCAUCCAUUUUCAAAUGGACGCUCUGGUGGGUAAUGCAGAAUCAAUUCAGCUUUUAUUUUUGGAAUGAGGUCAGUUUGUGGGAAAGUGCUUUUCAGGGGCAUGAAAUAUGUAAUAGGUCCAUAUUGUGUGCCAGCUAGGUAGAGGGAACCCCCUCCCCCAAUAUCCUGGUGUGCAUUGAAUGUAGAAUAUAAUGUUGUGUGCAUGGAGCCUUAUAUCUGUCAAUAUCUAGCUGAAUUAAAAUUGUUCUUUUCCCGGCACUGUGGCUGAUGGAAAGACAACCCAUUAAUGUAUAAAGCAGCCCAGGACUUGCAAUGCUUAAAAAGGAAAAAGAAAAACAGAGUUUGUUUGUUAAUCCAGAUUCCAAGCCAAGUAUCACUACCAUGUUUGGAAUACUGAAUGCAUUUUCUGCUACUAAGCAUCCUAUUCACACUUUGUGCCUGAGGUGGAUCAUUUCCCCCCUUGGAGGUCCUCUUCUACCCCUCUGGUAAACAAAGUAAAUCAAGAUAGGUCAGCGUAUUUGAUAGCCCAUUUCUGACUGGUUCAUCUGACGUCCCUAAUCUUCACAUGCUUUUUUUGCAGAUUUCAUACACAGGUAGGGUCUUCUGCUGUGGGAACUAGGUGAUCUAUGAAAGGACCAUCAAGUGUGGUGCUGGUGUUGAGACAGCAUAGGGUGAAGACCUAACUCCUGUGCUCUGAUGGUGACUGAAAAGGCUUCACCAUUGCAGGAUCCUAUUAGAGCAGAGAUUUAUUAUUAACAGGCAGUACGCUGCUCAUUUCCUGGAAUGCAAGAAGGAGGCCAUUAAGCCAGGCUUGGAACAGAAUGCCAGCAAAUGAAACUGCUUGAAGGCUUCCUAAUAUGCAAUUGUGUGGCUUUUGUUUUGUUUCUGAACAUAUGCCCAGCAGGUUCCUGGGUGGAGCUGCACUUUUCCAGCAACGGGAAUGGUAACGGUGCCCAGCCAACAAGCCAGGAGCAAGGCCCAGCCUCGAUUUCUAUUCACAAUGGCGACAUGGAGAAAAUCCUUUUAGAUGCCCAGCAUGAGUCUGGAAGAAGCAGCUCACGAGAGAGCUCCCAUUGUGACAGGUACAACAAAAGAGAGAGCACUUGCUCUUUUCAAAGGAUGCACUCUCCUAUUUAUUUGCAUGUAGUCUUAAGAGGCUGGCAGAUCUGUGAGAUGAUGUAAGUGGCCCUGAUCCAAUCAGGGUCUCUGGCUAAGAGCUGAGGCCACUCCCAUACCUUCCAAGUGUCCCCAUUUUCCAGGGAUAGUCUCGGAAUUAUGAAAGCUGUCCCAGCUUCUGAUUUGGUCCUAGAAUGUCUCUAUUUACGGACUUGUAUAAGAGUAAAAGACAAUUGGGAAAUGAUCCAUAAUGAAUUGGGGGAAAAAAAUGUUUAAAAGUACUUUCCUAAAAACCCCAGUGUCCUUUCUGUUGCGGAUAAUUCAGACUGAAAUUCCCAGGUGUCAAAAAUGGUUAUUUAUGUAUGUGGCCUGUGUUUUGUUAGCCCCAAAAUGAAAAAAAAAAGUGAUUUGGGUACUGUUGAUGUAGUGAUGGUGGCACUUGCCCAUUGUCUGAUAGGAAAUGCUUUGCGGGGGUGGGGACGCACAAAAUGGAGGCUCAAGGAGGGUCAGUUGGCGGGGAGUGAGAAAUGAGGAAUGUUGGAGGGUAUGCACUCCCAGAACUUCAGCAUUCUUCUUCUGUGCUUAUCUUGAGAGUAUUUAUUUCCUCCAUUUUAAUCUUCCAAGUAGCUCAGAAGGCAUGGUUCUUCACAAAGGCACACCCACCCGCAUGUUUUGUCCUCACAACAACCCUGUGAAGUUGGUUAGGCUGAGAGAUGGUGGCUGGCUUAGUGGCGGAGUUGUGGCAUCUGAAUCUGAACUGCUUUGGUCCUGCAGUGAAAGCAACGAAAUCUAGAAACCUUGUUCUAUGUGGGUUAAUGCCCUGUAACUUCUCUUUACCAAGUCCUCCUCGAUCCCAGACGCCUCAGGACAUUCACAGAGCUUCUGAAGUCGAAAGCCGUGGCAGCGGAGAAAAGAAUAGCUCUCAGGUAAAGCCGAGCCUUUUCUGAAGAUUGCCAGAUGGCCGAGAGCCUUUUUCAAGCCAUCGAAUGGUCUGGUACGGGGAUGGGGAACCUGCAGAAAUGACCAAAGAAGUUGAAUAGGUGUCCCCCCCCCCCGCCCCACUUUAGAAAUAGCAUCCAAACCAAUUGAUUAUAUCUCUCCUUCUUUUAGUCUGAGGAAGAUUUUCAGGAAAGAAGGAAAGAAGUUGAACAGCUUUUGAAGAAAAAUUCUGACUGGAUGUGGGACUGGUCCAGCAGGCCUGAAAACAUUCCACCCAAGUAAGUGUGACAGAAGCUGCCUUGAUUCCCGCUGAUAUGUACAGAAUAUGGUGACAGACAUUUACAGAUUGGAUUCUUUCUUUUCUCGUCACAAAUUAGGGAAUUUCUGUUUAAACACCCCAAGCGUACUGCUACCCUCAGCAUGAGAAACACGAGUGUGAUGAAGAAAGGGGGCAUCUUCUCUGCGGAAUUUUUGAAGGUUUUUCUGCCAUCUCUGUUGCUUUCCCAUCUGCUUGCCAUUGGAUUAGGGUAAGGAGUCCUUCAGUCAAUUAAAUGUGGGGAUUGUAGGGGACCAGAAGUCUAGUGUGCUUCUCCCAGAAACAUAACCAACUUAUGUGUUGACUAAUUUACACGAAGAGAGAGUAACACAGAAAUACAGUGCUCAUUUUUUUUAAGGCAAAGAGAUGGUUUUAUAGUUGAAAAACUAGGCUCACUAUGCUUUGCCACACUUCCAAAUGUUUUGAUCCAUGGCAGGGAUGGGGAACCUGAUUUUGCUGGACUACAAAUCCCAUCACUGACCAUGCUGGAUGGGUCUUUUGAAGUCCAGCAUCUGGAAGACCGGCUCCCCAUUCCUGAUCUACAAGAUAACUUGCAGUGAAAACUCCAUCAAAAUGUAAUUUACCCAUCACAAUCAAAUAUGGUUACAUGGACAGAAUCUGCAUUCAGGGAAUCAUUCAAUAAGCCUUUGGGGUGAUAUUUGAGGUUUAUGGUAGACACUGGUAUUAUAAAACAAAAUGGGGUAAAAUCUCUUCCUUUUUUUAAAGUGAUGACAGCAAAAAGAAGACAGAUCUGUGCUAUAUAGAUAUAGGGUGAUGAUCAGUCUUCAGAUAUUAGAAUGUGCAGAAAUGUAAUUGCUGCUGAGUGAAUGGCAGCAAUGGAAUGGCAUUUCCUUCAUCCCAGAUUGCUGGCAGCCAUGACAUUUUAUCACAGCUAUAAAACACGAAAUCUGACUUUGUAGUAGCUUUGCCUUUGAUCCUUGAAGUGGACCAGAUUUUACCCCCACCCCCAAGUUUGUUUUUUCAGUGCCUCGGUAUUUCGCAUUUUGUCAUCUAAUGCGAGUGGCGUAGAGAUGUGUGCAAGGUAUUGAGUGAUGUCCAGUGCUGUGCAUCUGGAGUUCCACUCAUGCAUCAAAACUUCCCCAUUUUCUCCCUGCACUCUGCCAAACCCCCCCGGGGCAGAUUUUGAGGGUGGCAGGUGGAAGGGAGGCCAACAAGAGGAGGAAGUUCUGUUCUAUAAGCAGAAAUCUGCUAUACACAGCAGCAGAUAUAUAAGCAGAAAUCUGCUAUACACAGUAGGCACAGCAGCACUGGAUGCUAAUCCAUUGGAAACAGACAUCCAAUGGAGGCUAUUUCAGCCGUGCAAGUAAGCUCACAACUAUUACUUGCUCGCAUGGACGUGACCCAGAUGGAGCCAAUUUUUCCAAGCUUACAAAAGGCUUCCUUGAAACUGCCUAGAAAAUGAUAAGGCUCCCACCAUCAGGAAGUGUGUGAGGAAAAUGUGCUUCCAGCCCCUUAUCCCACAGGGUUCAGCAGGCCCCUCUAACCCUCCAGGUGUGUUAGGAUGGGAAGCUUUCCUUUCUUCGGUUAACCCAGGGGUUGUCAGCCUGGUCCCUAUUGCCCACUAGUGGGUGUUUCAGGAUUCUGGGUGGGCGGUAGGGGGUUCUAUGGCACAAGCGGAAUCCUCCUUCCAUCGAGCACUGGUGGGCGAUAAGAAAAUUUUACCAUCAAGAAAGAUGCAUUAGUGGGUGGUAGUUAUAAAAAGGUUGACUACCCCUGGCUUAAUUCUUCCUCCGUGUAGGUAACCAGCUGCUUAGAAAGCUGGAUCAUUUGUGGUAUCAGGUAUAUUUACCUACCAGAUUCCCACUAAUUUUAUAGCAUAGUGAGUAGUCAAAGUAAGAGGAAAAGGGGGUUCACUACCAUCUGAUUCCCUUUCAAAAUUAAGCAGAGCAGUUACUGGCUGUCUUUUUGUUGAUCUCAGGAUUUAUAUCGGAAGACGGUUGACAACUACAGCUUACAGCAGCAGUUCGUUGUAAGAUGGGAACAAAUCUUCAUCUCCUACAAAAACCAUGACUACAUUCAUCCAGACAUGCAAAAUGGUGAACGAAAAGGAACUCCUGUGCGUGCAGAAGUGACACAGCUAUGUAUGUUUUGGUCCCUAAAUGUUGUGUGCUCUUGGGGCUUUUUCUAAUUGUAGAGGGAAAGAUUGAAAACCAACACCAAACGACUCCUUUGUAAACUAACCUCUUGUUGCUCAAGUCAUCAAAGCAAAUUUUUGACAGAAGGUCUUUAAAUGAACUGUGUGUUUGUGAACAAGAUGUCUAUAUUGAAAAUUAUGUAGCAAGGGAUUAAACGGUUCGUCUUGUUUCACUUUUGUAAAAAAGAAAUUGGUUUGGGUUGUUGUUGGUACAACUUGAUUGAAUAGCAAGAAUAUUUGGUCAAGAGUAUUAUGGCCUUACAUUUCUAAAGGCUGGAGUCUGUGAAGCAGUUUAGUGAUUUUCUUUAAGAUACCUCUCUAAAUCCUAAAUACAGGUUUGUGUGUUUUAGUAUGGGAUCUUUCCAUUAUGUUUUAAAAAGGAAAAUGUAUAUGCAACAGAAGUAAAAGUAGUGAGGUAAAUAAGCCUGCAACACAGAGUUUAUACAGUGGUACCUCUGGUUACGUACUUAAUUCGUUCCGAAGGGUCCGUUCUUAACCUGAAACUUCUUAACCUGAAGCACCACUUUAGCUAAUGGGGCCUCCCGCUGCCGGAGCACGAUUUCUGUUCUCAUCCUGAAGCAAUGUUCUUAACCUGAGGUACUAUUUCUGAGUUAGCAGAGUCUGUAACCUGAAGCAUAUGUAACCUGAGGUACCACUGUAUAUCCAGUGAUUACCCUUGCUGAGGUAAACUCAGCCAGUCACAGUUUAAGAAUGGCAGACCCGCUGAGCCCAAAGCCUUGUUUUCCCUCAUGUCUGAUACUCAGAGGUAUCUGGUCUUAACAAUUUUCUUGAGAAUUACCCAUUAAUGAACUUUUUACAGGCACAUGUGCCUUAGUGCAAGCUUAUCACUAGGCUUCAGUGCAGGUUUUAGCAAUUGGCCCAUUUGAAAUCAAGUUUUACACAAGGAUGAACAUGUGCUAAACAUUUGCAACUUACACUUCUUUUGCCCAUCUUGAAUCUUUGCAAGUUUAACAAUGGUUUUAAAUACAAAACUCCACUCGUUUGUGAUUUUACCAGUUAAAUAAGUUUUGAAUAUCAUCACAGCCUUACUGAAAAGCAGCAAGGAAUGUUGUUUUUGCAGAAACUUCUUAUGAGUUAAAUAGAUGCUUGUGUAUGGUACUACAAUAUUUACAACGAUCAAUCAAGGCAUUUUGGUAGUCAAGCACUUCCAAAGACAAGUAUAUUUUCCAAUACUCUAUUGAUAUAGCCUAGAAUAGCAUUAGCCUAUUUCUUGUUGCAUCACUGUUAAGCUUAGGGUUUACUAAUAUCCCUAGAUCCUUUUCACAUGCUCCAAUGGCAAGCCAGAUGUUCCCCAUCUUCUAUUUGUGCGGCUGGCGAUUCUUACAUUUGUCCUUAUUGAAAUUAAUUUUGUUUGCUUGGGCCCAUUUCUCUAAUCUGUUAAGGUCAUCUUGAAUCCCAAUUCUGUCUUCUGCAGCAUUGACAACUUCUCCCAGUUUGGUGUCAUUUUCUUGUGUAAGUAGUCUAAAAAUAACUUGAUUAAAUGAAUGUGGUGAGCCACUGGUGUGCCUUUGUUUCGCCAGUCACCAAAUUGCUUCAUACGGAAAGAUGACUCUAAGCCAUUUUACUAUUAAUAGGUGGGCAUUCUAACUGAUGGAAACUUUCCUGCUUGCAAGGACUUACCUACGCCCAGCAGUGGAAAAAGCAGCCACACAAGUACAAAAGCAUAUAGACAUGCGAAGCUCUCUCCUGCUAGAGUGAAUAUGCAGAACUGCUUCCUUAGGAACUCCAUAAAUUUCCUUGCUGUGUCUGAACGCAUGGCUUACAGUAAAUCCAUUAAUUUUGUUCAGUUACCCAUUUGGACUUCUUACAUUAAUUUAUACCUUUGAAUCAGGAUGAAUGGAAUAUUCUUAAUGUCAGCUGGCAAUGGUUUAAUUAUUGAAUUAUUUAUCCCCCCCCCCAAAUUUGCAAAUAAAAAAUCAGGGGUGGAAUGAAUACAAAGUAUGGGGACAAUGCUGUGUAUUUCUGGGCUUUAAUAAAAUCAUUAAAGACCAUUACUUUACUGUUUUGCAAAUUUGAGUAGAUAAGGCACAUUUAAAGAAGAAACCCAUCUUUUUAAACUGGACAUUGUACAUAAAAUGAAGUGGUAGCUUUGUUUUGAUUUAGCAAAAGGAGUUAGGCAGUAAAAAAAAAAGGAUUCUUGAUUGAAGCUGCCUGUUGCCAUUGUGUAUGUACUGCAUACGAAUCUCAUUUAUUUAGUGGGAGUUUGUGCAACUAUCGUGCUAGAAUAGUACUGUUUUGGCUUUCACAACAUGAAUGGAGAACAUCUAGAACUUCAUCUUCUGGCAACUCACAAAGUCGAAAAGCUGUGAAAUACUCCACUGAAUGUAUAUUACAAGUUUAUUGCUAGUAUACAAAAACAAUAAAGCGAGUAAAUAUUUCACUGCUUUUGAAUUAUGUGUUAUCAGUAGUCAAGAUGUGUGAAAUGAGGAAGAGGUGCUGCUAAGGAUGUUCAGUUGUCAAACGUUUCAAAAAUAAAAUCCAAAGGCAAGGCAGACUUGCUAGCAGAGAAAGAGUGCAAUAUUGCCAUGGGCUUCAUCCCUUACCAUUGGCAUGUGGCCUAGAGAUAAACUCCCCAUCCCUGCUGUGGAAGUUAGGCACUUCGGUGCCGUCGUCACUAGCACGGAACAUAGCUAUCUAAAGGCAGAAUAAUCUUUGUAGAAUAGAAUUUGGGAACCAAAUGCCUUUAUAUAGAAAAAACUUCUCAGAACUCUAGCAUUUAAAAAAUGAGCAAGCAGGAUAUUGAAUUAUAUUCAUCUUUGUUCAACAUGUCGGAAGUCUAGGGAGACCAAGAACCCUAUUCUUUUGUGUGAAUAAAGAAGUUUGAUGGGUGUGAAGUUGGGGUGAAAUAUGGGGCCAUGAUUUUAUGCCAAUUUUCUGCAGCGUUAGCUGUGGAGGAACCAAACUGCUAACCGAUCAGGCGAGGCCAACCGUGCCGCAUGAAAGGGGGUGGGUUUUAAGUCCACCCUUCUGUCAGUUCCACCCAUAAGUGUUAAGAAAAGUCUUCCAGACCCACCCCAAAUGGAACCAUACUGAGUUUACAGGCCACAGAAGGCAAAUUGCUUUUCACCAAGGGUACUCGCCAAACCCUAAUCUGUAGAAGUCCUACACGUACCAGCCACAGAAAAGGACAAGCCUCUACUUAGUCCCUCUUCUCCCACCUGCAGCAAAUUACGUUGCACACUGCAGAUCACUUAGGAAGUUGCUGAAUUACAACUUAUCACUAAACUGAAAACUAUGGAGAGACCUGGUCAAUAGAGAUAUUGGAUUCCUGUCUCAUUACAUAUGCUAAUCAUCUGCAUACUAUCCCUUGCUUUUUCCUGUAGGACUAAUUGCAGUUGUUAAGUCAUCAACAGAUUUACCAUACCCACUGAGUCAAUCACCCAUCUCCUGCUACCCUCCUGAGAAAAAACCCACCCCACCCUCCCACUAUAUAUAAGGGUCUGGUGACGUCUGUUGCAGUGUAUCUGAAGAAGUGUGCAUGCACACAAAAGCUUGUACCCAGAACAAACUUAGUUGGUCUCUAAGGUGCUACUGGACAUUUUAAAAAAUAAAAAUAAAAAUAUUGCUUAUUUUUCUUUUUUUAUUGUUACUCAUAUUGGAGAAGUGAGCCCAUUCAGCUGCAAAGUUCCAUCUUAACAUACUGGUGAAUAGUAUCAUGCAGGAUUGCAACCAGGGCUUGCUGGGCUUCCCUUUUUAUCUUCUGACAUGCCCAAUUAAGAUAGCUGGGGGUCACCAUAAUCCUGACAAACCCACCUUGGGGGAGCUCCAGCCCACACAAUCAAGGCCCUGGGUCACCACUGUUGUAGGACCCGGAAUUCCAAAUAGGCUUGAACACUGACCUUCAGCAACUGCAAAAGUUUCCACCCAGGUAAAUGACCGAAAUAUGAGAGGGUUGAACAAUGCUGGCAAAAUGCACUUUCAUUGUAUACCAUGCCUACCCAACCCACUGCAUACAUGCACUUUCGCCAAGCCCAAACUGGAUUCCAUGAGCAUCUUGCCACACCGUGUGAUUGGCCCAGAAACACCAAACUGUGGCCACAAAUGAGCACCAGUACCCUCCAAGCACCUAUCAAAACAAAAGCAAGGAAGGGAACAAGCACACUUCUGCAAAACAGUAUUAGCCAGGGCCCUUGAGCGGCCCAUCGUAAGGAUACAAAUGCCCCCGUUUUCCAGUGACCCAUCAUCAGUUCCAAAACCCAGACUGGUAGAUGCCGAAACACAGCCAAUUUGAAAGGAAUGUGUGCCAGACUGUCAGCAGGCCUCUCACCCUGAAUGCAGCCAGCUGUAGUCAUAAAUUGGGAGCCAAAGUUCAGGCUCCUUCCUGGCCCAGUUCAAAUUGGGAUCCACAGCUGCCUGCAUCCUAAAUGACUCUUCAUAAGCCAGCCAGACAGCAUCUGCAUAUUUAUGGUAAGAUCUGAAUGUGAUUAUCCAGAUGCUUCAAAAGGAGGGGAAGCCCUCACAAUAUGCCUGAAUUUAUAUUCUCUGAAAUUAUACCGUAACUCAAAUAGUACAGCACUGCCUAUGCAUUAAAGCUCUCACAGACCUAAAAAUUAAGAUUCAAAAAGUUGAAUGCAAUAUUACUAAGUUGAUUCUACUGGGAAAGCUAAAUGUUCCUACAUUUCAUCACAAUUGCUUUAUCAUUCAAAUGGGUGGAUGUUACAGAAAAGAUGAAAAAGCUGAACAUGACUAUCUUCAUUGUGAAUCAACAGUACUUUUCAAGGUGCUGUAAAAACAUAAGCACACAUUUUAAUAAUACGAAGCAAUCCAAAUACAUGCAAGACUGAUAGUAUGAUUGGAACCAGGAAAAUGGAGUCUAACUCCAAUUGCAAAAUGUUCAAUAUUGAGUAUUAAAUACCUUGCUCAGGCUGGAUAACACAGCGACUUGGAUUCUCACGUUUCUGUUCUGUGAAUGAAAGAAUCCCUUUCAUUUACUGAGGAAAAAACUUAGAAUCCAACCCAUUUACAUUAAAUGCACAAUUCAAAGCUAUCCCUUACACCAAGAGACCUCUGACUUAGUCACAGCAAGCUUCUUUAAGCAUUUCAUGUUUCUCAGCUAUUUCAACUAACAGCUUUGCAAAACAAUUAACUGCUACGAUUUAGUAGGGGAGUAAGAAGAGGACAUGCAAACAGUCUAGCAUUAAAAGCAUUGAAAACAUUUUUAAAAAUCUGAAAUACGGAAUCAUAGCAUCUUCCAGCAUACACCUAAAUGGGCCCAAAGAAUGCUAUAGAAAGCAGUAGACAUGUCACAUCUAUGCAAAGAAGUGUGGCUGGCAUCCAUCUGUCUCGGGGUGUAAGCUACUCUCAUGUAGCAGCCACUUUGUACAGUGAAAAUAACAUUGAACAUUCUGAAAGACAUUGGACAAUUCAGAUGAAAUUUUUUGGGGGAAGAGUACAUUGAAAAAGUUUCAAAGUACACAGAGCAAGUGCAGGUAAACAUUUAAAAUUUAUUAAACUUUUUGGUCAAAAUAAUUGAACAAUUAUGUACAAUCCCAUUGUAUUUACCUCAUGUAUUUUAAGGAACAAAGUCAAUCUAAUGGUUAAAUGACCUAACCGUUCCACAUUUCAAGAUUUGCAAAUAGUGUCACAACUGAUAUACAGUAUACGAUUUUUAAUCUUUAUCUUUAGAAACCCCAAAUUAGUAUUUAUUAUUGUAUCGCGAACAAGAGUGGCACUCUAUGGACGUUAAUUGAUAGGGUAGGAACAGAGACAUGCUGCUCUUGCAUAUUCAUAUCGGACUCUAGCAAUCAUAUUAAACCUUCAUUUCUUUAAAAUUCGAGUGUAAACCACACACAAGUAUUUCACCCUGGAAGCUUAAAGGGCCUGAAUUUUAAGGAGGAUUUCAUAGGCACAUUUAGUAGGAAGUCUGGAGCAAGUGAUAGUACUUGCGCUAGUAUUUAAGAUACUUGAUGCUAUUAAAAGUGUGCCCACUCUUUUUGUGUGUACAAGUUUUCUCCCACAGAAGCUUACAGUGAAAUACUGGGAGUUAAUCACGUAUCUUCUAGGAGCGAGAGAGACCCCAUAACUUUUCUGCAGCCCCCUAUUGCUAGUGGAAACUCAGUAUUCUACAAAUAUAUUUUCACAUCAGUAUUCAGCCUCAAUACAGCUUGAUCUCCUGGUGUUACAGACCUGGAGUAAGAGUUAAAACAUGUUUAAGUUGUGCUCCUGUUUGGCAUAAUCAAGUUUAAAAACAUACACAUAUGAAUUGCAAUGGAAAGUUUUAUAUGCCUAUGCUUAUGCCCAGUUGUAAUAUUUUUCAAAAGUGUACUCUAUGGAACAAAAAGGACUAAAGGUUAAAAAAAGAAGUAGUAGUAAUGCACAUUAAGGUAUGCUUCUCAAAUGUUGAGGCAUGUUUACUGUUAAACCAGAGCAGUGAUUUGUUGAAGGUUUUGAUGUAAAAGACCAUCUUGCUCCUUUAAGGCUGUAUAUAACUUUAAACAAGUACUUUACACUUUGUCUUUUCUGCGCACCUUAUGAUGCCCCCCCCUUUCUUACACAAAAAACUAAUACAAGCUAAGGUGAUGACAACUGGAGAAAAAAAUUCAGUUUAGUGUUUGAAGCAGUAGAUACUGCUUUAAACUGCUUAUACUGUCAAAAAAUGGAUAGUAUUCAAUUAAGUUCUACUCAGAGUAGAGCCAUUGAGAUUAAUGAGCCUGUUUGUCUCGUGUCUUAAUUUCAAUGGGCCUGUUCAGAGCAGGACUAGCAUUGGAUACAACCUAAUAUUUUUGGGACAAACUAUUUUCAAAUCUUUCCGUCAGAGUUAUUUUGCACAAUCUCAAUACAUGCAAUAAAAAAGACUGAAUACAUACUUUCAGAUUUAAAAACACUUUUUAUAGUUUGUUAUUUUUAUUAAGUGGUUUACACCGGAAGGUGUGGUUAUAGAUACAGUUGGUGAGUAAAUAUACAUGAAAAACCUGUCUACACACCCAACUCUAGACUUACCUAUAUGCUCAAAGGUAGAAACACCUAAAGCUUAGAUGAAGGCCAGAGAAAGAAUGUUUACAGGCAUAAAGCACAAAUAUAUGUUUUGAAAGGCCCAAAUAUUACAGCAGAUAAAGAGCACGUGAGAUAGAAAUUACAUUUUUAUGACAAUUUGUUUCUUGGGUGUUAGAUUUUUGGUCUAUCAACUGGAAAGGAAGGCUCAGACUUAAAUAAAUACAUUUGUUUUG
Molecule: messenger RNA, 15529 nt
Organism: Podarcis lilfordi (Lilford's wall lizard)
Lineage: Eukaryota; Metazoa; Chordata; Lepidosauria; Squamata; Lacertidae
Source: the annotation of a GenBank genome assembly